GUUCCACUUGCACGUGCUCCUUGGAGUCCCCCCCUCCGUUCCAUCUCCCUCUCUAGUCUCUACUAUACCGUCUAUAGCCCCCUUUCACUCUUUCACAUCACUUCUUCUUCUCCUUCUUCUUCUUCUUCUUCUUCUUUGCCUAUAUCUAUCUAUCUAACUAUCUAUGAUCCACCACAUGGAAGAAGAAGAAGCACCAAAUAAUCCCAAAACAGUCAAACUUGUUCCUGACUGCGGAAUAAUGCAACAAUGCCCUCACCACCACAACCACGCCGGCGGUAUAUGUGCUUUCUGCCUCCAAGACAAGCUUGGCAAGCUUCUCUCUUCUUCUUUCCCCGCUCCCAUUCAACCCUCUUCUCCUUCUUCUUCUUCUUCUCCUUCUCCUUCUUCUCCCCCUCCUCCUCCUUCUUUUAGAUCCAGCAACACUCCUCCUCCUUCUUCUUCUCUCCCUACCAAGAAAACCGAUCACUACACGCGCUCCCGCCUCCCUUUUCUUCUCGCAAACAAGACUUGUGCUAAGAAGAAACAACACUCCUCCUCCUCCUCUUCUUCCACUUCUGCUGCUGCUGAUGUCCUUUUGAAGCGCAGCAAGUCCACUGCAACUCCAAGGAGGGACACCAAGUUCUUCAACAACCAUGAUAUACUCAUUCAAGACUUCACUCCCAGAAAGAGAAACGGUUUCUGGUCCUUCCUCUAUCUCUCUUCAUCUUCUUCUUCCUCUUCCUCCAAGAAGCUUCAUGCCAACAACAAUGGCGCCACCCCAAGGGUUUCUGCAAGCAUUUCCUCAACUUCGGGGUUGACCAUCACCAAGCCUACCACUACCACGGUUGCCGGCGGUUUGCAAGAAAGUAGCGACGGUUACGUUUCUGUUUGUUCUUCGUUUGAGCGAAAGGUUUCAAGAUCCAGAUCUGUUGGCUGUGGUAGCAGCAGAAGCUUCUCCGGUGACUUCUUUGACAGAAUCUCAAACGGCUUCGGUGAUUGCACUCUCAGAAGAGUCGAAUCUCAGCGUGAAGGAAACCAUAACAAGCAUCACCACCAUAAUCAGCAGUGCAUGAAGGAGAGAGUCAAGUGUGGAGGAAUAUUCGGUGGCUUCAUGAUGAUGCCUAACACUUCUUCCUCUACCAGCAGCAACAAAGCUUCUUCUAAGAACAAGAAUGAUAGAAAGAACAAUAACAAUGCAUCAUCAUCAUCACCAAAUUUAUCUGCUAUUCCUUCAUUGCUCACUGUUUCAACCUGAAUCACAAGUAUACACAAUACUAAUAACAUUAUUAUGCUCUGUUAAUUACUCUAGUAUUGUGUUUAUUAUUAUUAUUAUUAUUACUACCAUAAUACCCUUUUUAGUUUUAGCUUUACUUUUAAUUUUCCUGCCACAGUUUUUUUUUUUUUUGGACAGUUGUUUAUUUAUAAUUAAUUAUAUAGAUAUAUUCAGGUGGUUGGAUUUGGAUUAUGAUUCAUCAUUUCAGGUACGGAGUACUCUACUCUCUCCCAUUACCAUUCAUUUAUGACACUAUUUGGAGAGAGAUAGAAAGAGAAGGAACUUUAUUAUCUCAAUGCAUUGUUCAGUUCAAUUUCGCUGUGUCAUCAUAGUCUGCUUCUUUUGGUUGUAUUCUUUGUAGCUUUUUCAUCUUGUAAUUUCAGUACUCACAGUAUGAUGCUAUGGUGUAAGAUAAUGAUGUAAUUUUUAAGUUAUUAUUGUAGACUACUCUGUUCAAUUCACAUUUUCACAUGCAUACACAUGUUUGGUUUGGUUGAUGCAAACAAAACCAAGUAGGGGGAAUCACACUAGCUAAGCCAUGUUAUUAUGUGUCUAUGCUAUGUAAAUUCAAUUUAAUCAAUCAUUAAGCUUAUUAAUGAUAUUCUAUUUAUUAUU
Molecule: messenger RNA, 1867 nt
Organism: Arachis ipaensis
Lineage: Eukaryota; Viridiplantae; Streptophyta; Magnoliopsida; Fabales; Fabaceae
Source: RefSeq, a predicted model, not a curated record